Stegastes partitus (bicolor damselfish) is the source of this 4433-nucleotide messenger RNA. RefSeq names its product protein phosphatase 1, regulatory subunit 10 (gene ppp1r10). The transcript is spliced from 17 exons. The record is from RefSeq and is a predicted model, not a curated record. Gene Ontology annotation, cellular component: chromatin; PTW/PP1 phosphatase complex; nucleus. Lineage: Eukaryota; Metazoa; Chordata; Actinopteri; Pomacentridae. Gene Ontology annotation, molecular function: metal ion binding; protein phosphatase 1 binding. The coding region runs from base 739 to 3186 and encodes 815 amino acids.
CUUGUCCUACUGUGCAGGUGUCGAGUUAAGCCAAUGAAAUACUGUAAACCUCUGAGGUGAGGGACGGCAUGCUGCAGCCAUGGAUGGAUGUCAAAGCACCAGAGUUCAGUAUCAUGUUAGCCUGAGCAUCACUCUUGGUGUUUUUUUUUUUUUUUUUGGCCAGAUGUAUAAAAUAUAACACAUCUGGCUAAGACUAGUACAACAGGUCGUCUUCAGAGUGGUGACUGUGAGUUGGGUUUGACGUCAGGAUCUCUUGCAGUUGGAUGAAUAUGCUGCUCUUUAGCUCCUCAGUGAGUCUGAUGAGAUGUUGUGGGUUGGCUCAUCCGUGUUGUUCGUCAGGUAACUGGACCUUGAUGUUAAUAAAAUGUCCUUGAUGGAAACAGGUUGGUGUUGUCAAAGCCUGAAUCAUGAGUCAGGAGGGAGGUCCUUCAUGGUGGAGAGAGAUGCAUCUCACUGAUGUCACCUUGUUGUCAUGUUUGUACUUGAUGUGAACCUGCUUAUGGGCCCAGAUGGGAGUUAUUUUAUUUGUUUUGUGGAACAAACCCAGUUGGAGCUAAAAGGUCCAAAAUCCUACCAGCAGUCCAGAUGGAACUCUGGUGCCUGGAUUUACUUUUUCUAUCUGGCAGGCAAAAAGUCCCCACUCAACAUUUUUAUUCCAUUUAUUAGAUGAAAACAUUUCUGCACAUUCCAGAAGAUGUAAUUCAAAGGUGUCCCUUUGGCGUUUGUUGAUGAUUGCCAAUGUGUGUUUCAGGUAUGGCGGGGGGACCAGUAGACCCCAGAGAGAUUCUGAAAGGUGUGGAGGCUUUGCUAGGAAAGGAUGGAGAGCUCCGCAGCCUGGAAGGAGUCCCGAAGGUGUUCAGCUUAAUGAAGGCUUCGACUAAGAUGGUCAGUAGAUGUAUGUAUCUGAACAUUCUGCUGCAGACGAAAUCCCACGAUGUUCUCAACAGGUUCAUCAGAGUCGGUGGCUACAGGCUCCUCAACUCCUGGCUCACCUACUCCAAGACGACCAACAACACGCCUCUGCUCCAGCUCAUCCUGCUCACGCUGCAGAAGUUGCCUCUCAAAGUGGAUCACCUCAAACAGAACAACACGGCCAAGCUGGUGAAGCAGCUGAGCAAGAGCGCAGAGACUGAUGACCUGAGGAAGUUGGCGGCAGUGCUGGUUGACGGCUGGAUGGCUACGAUCCGCUCACAAAGUGUCUCCAGUAGUGGCAGCUCUCCCGCUGAUAAGAAGAAGAAGAAGGAUGAGAGCAAGGUGCUUGUGCGAGAUGCGAAGGAAAGAGUUGUGGAUGAGGAGAAGAAGAAGGAGAAACCUAAAGCUCACGCACCGAGCCACGCAAAGAUCCGCUCCAUAGGUUUGGAGAUGGACUCUCUCAACCCGACCCCGGCCAAGAAGACGCCCACCGCCCCACAGCUGGGCGACAAGUACAACAUCAAGCCUCCAGUCCUCAAGAGGCCAAGCUCUGGUCCAUCAGAUGCUCCACCUCUGGAGAAAAAAUACAAACCUCUAAAUACGCCCUCUAACUCCGCCAAAGAAAUCAAAGUUAAGAUCAUUCCAGCACAGCCGAUGGAGUGCACAGGUUUCCUAGAUGCUCUGAACUCUGCCCCAGUGCCCGGGAUCAAGAUCAAGAAGAAGAAACCAAGUGCUACCACUGCAGCUAACACCAAGGCCGUGUCCCCGACGUCCAACAAGGCAAGUCCAUUUGACAGCAAACCUUCUGCGUAUUCUUCAUGUUCUGCUAAACCAUCGUCUCCAGAAACCGCUGCUUCCACCACUGCUGCUGAUGAAAACCAGGAACCGGAGCAGCCUGGGACCCCGGUUCCCUCGGAGGACCCGGAAGCUUCUGACAACGGUGAGAAGCCUAAUGCUCUGGCAGAACCUCACGGAGAAGAAGAAAGCCUGACCAAGAAGGGCAAGAAGAAGAAGACGGUCCACUGGGCUGAAGAGGAGCAGCUGAAGCACUACUUCUACUUUGAUCUGGACGAGACAGAGAGAGUCAAUGUCAACAAGAUCAAGGACUUCGGUGAGGCGGCCAAGCGAGAGCUGAUGAUGGACAGGCAGACGUUUGAGAUGGCUCGUCGGCUUUCCCACGACACCAUGGAGGAGAGGGUCCCCUGGACACCCCCGAGACCGCUGACACUGGCCGGCAGUCUGGUUGUUCCCGGGUCGUACAGCACUGAAAAGCUCACCCAGAGAGACCGAGAGAUGGGCAUCCUGCAGGAGAUCUUCCUCAGCAAAGAGAGUGUGCCUGACAGUCCACAUGAACCGGAUCCAGAGCCUUAUGAACCGAUGCCUCCUCGUCUUAUCCCGCUGGAUGAGGACUCUUCCAUGAUGGACGAUGGCUACGUGGAGCCCAUGGACACCACAUCGCAACAGGGCUCUGGCGCGGCCCAGAACGAGAGCUCCAAGCUGCCUCCGGUCCUGGCUAACCUCAUGGACAACCUCAGCAACAGCUCCCGCAGCCCCCAAGCUACCAACACCGUCAGCAACACUGUGGCUCCCACUGUCAACGUCCAGGAGCUGCUCUCCUCCAUCAUGGGCGCUUCUGGCAGCCAGUCAACUGAAGACCUAAUAAAGCAGCCGGACUUCUCUGAUAAGAUUAAGCAGCUACUGGGCUCCCUGCAGCAGACUCAGAAUCAGAACCAGGGCGGACCUCCUCCAGUCAACCAGGGUCUUCUGGGACACGGUCCAGGCAUGAACAGCAUGAACAACAUGAACAACAUGCAUAUGCAGAUGCCGAUGAACGGUGGCUACCCGCCCAACAACUCACCCGGUGGUCCCCGCUUCAACCACCCGCCCCCUCACCACGGACCGCCGUUCAACCAGGGCGGUGGCCCACGCAUGAUGGGGCCUCCUCCGGGGCAGGGCAGAGGAGACAACGGCAACUACUGGGGAGAAGACGCCAUGAGGGGAGGGCCCCACAGAGGAGGACACUUCCACCGAGGAGGCCGGGGCCGAGGAGGAGAGCUGGGCUUCAGGGGCCGGGGACGAGGAGGGCCCAGAGGGGGACACAACAAUAUGAACGACAUGUCCAAGAGGCCCGUGUGUCGCCACUUCAUGAUGAAGGGAAGCUGCAGGUACGAGAGCAACUGUGCUUUCUACCACCCCGGCGUAAACGGACCACCGCUGCCCCCCAACUACCAAGCUAACAACCAGCACAACCAGCACCCCCAGCAUGGCCACUAGAUGGCGGUACCGCACGCCUGAGAAUGACUGUUACCUGCUGGAGAGGCUGCUGAUCACGUCGGUGCAGGAUGUGUCAGGACUGCUGCUGAAAACACACAAAGACAGAGCAGGGCUUCCUGUCCUGCACCCUGAAGGGUCUGAGGUCGUGGUGCAGGCGACUAGCUCGAGAAGGGAACCCUGCCUCGGCCGACGGAGAACAAAUGAGAAGUGUACAUUAGGGACUUGAAGGCUGUGAGAUGAUUAAUGAUGGGACUGUGCUUUUAUUGUGAUUAUUUUUAACAGAGUGACUGAAACAAGCCACUACAUCUGACCACUAUCGCCGAGUCGCUGCAGCUAGCUUCCUGUCACUGUCCUCCCACUAACACGGCUCAACCGAGUGAAUGUCCCUCUUGUCGUAGCUGUUCUGUGUUCCAAAGGUGAUGACGCUUUCACGUGUCCUGUAGUUUUCUUACUUCAUUCAUAGGUUUUGUAAAGAUGAGGCAUGAAGUCUUCUUCUUCCCUCCCUCCAUGAUUAUUAAAUGUACCACAGAGUUUAGGAAGCACUUUAUACCGAUAAACACAGCUACGCCACAUGUAUGAUUUACUACAACUGGGUCCGAAGAAUCGUGACAGAAUCUAUAAACUACUUAACUGUGGCCGAUUUUAAGGAAACUUCAGAAAUUAACUCUGCCUGGAAGGACCUCGCUCUGUUCUGCUUCAGCAGCUGGUACUGAAUGUGAACAACGACAUGGAAGCAACAGCAGUGUGUGUUCUCUCGCUCUCUCUCUCUCUCUCUCUCUCUCUCUUUCUCUCUCGCUCUCUCUCUCUCUCUCUCUCUCUCUCUCUCUCUCUCGUGUGUAUGAGUGUGUAUGUCAGGGCGUACUGUGAUCCCGUCAGAACAACAGUUUCUCCUCGAUCCCAGAGAUGCUGCCUGUAGUUUCUGGAUCCGUCUGGACCCAGGAGCGGCGCUUUGUGUUGCCAGUGUUAAGGAUAGGAACGGUGAAUGUCACCGAUAUCGUUUUCUGUGAAAACAAAUUUUUUUGUGUCUCUUGUGGGACUGUAAGAAUGUAAUUUUUCUUGUUGCUCCCUCCACCCUGUUUUUGUUUGUUUUUUUUUUUUUUUGAUAAAAUCCUUUCGUCAUCACCCCGUUUUAAGAUGGGUUAAUCUUUUUGUCAGUGUGAAGUUUGUAUGAAUACAGAACUCGCAUUCAUACACGUUUUCAGUUGGAUUCUUUUGUACGCAGUGCAUUGAAUAAAUGUCUAAAUAUA